GACAUGAGGGUCUCUGGGACAGUGCAGGUGGUAGGAAGGGAGAAGGUGUGUGGCUCAGCCAGCAGAGGUGGACCCUGUCCCUUUGCAUAUACCCACAGGUGGCUGGCAUGCCGCCUGGCCAUCACCUGGUGCCGGCAGAAGCUGCAGGCAGAGCUGAAGAUUGGCUCCUUUGGCUUCUUCUGGGCACAGAACAUCAGCCUCAAGUUCCAGCAGGAGCAGCAGACAGUGGAAAUUGACAACAUCUGGAUCUCCAGUAAACUGAGCCGUGAGCUCCCACGCUACUUUGAGCUGUGUUUUGGUGAAGUGCGAAUCCGCACAGAUCUGCUGAAGAGCCAUGGGCUCCAGCCAUCCUUCCCUGAGGCUCCCAAAGAAGCUGAUGAUGGCAAGAACAAAGCAGACCUGGCCCUUAAAUCAUCCUUGCUGCGGCUCCUUAGCCAGCUCUUUUCCAUCCACAUGGACUCCAUCAACAUCAUGGUUCUACAUGUGGCCACCUCAGAGUCUCUCUGGCACAUCCAGGCCAGCAAGACACGUCUUCUCCUCAAUGGUGAUGGGAAGAGCCUGAAGUGUGAGGUGAACCUGACGAAGGUCAGCAGCAAAGUGCUGCGGAGCAGCCAGCAGGAUGACACGUGCCUGGCAGAGCUGGCCCUGGCACUCUCCAUCUCACUGGAGAUCAGCAGCAAGCAGCGACUGGUGGGCGUCACGCUGGGUGUCCGGACCCUGCAGGCAGAGCUGCACGAGGGGCUUUUCUGCAGCCCUCUGUUGCACCGUGUGACAGCCAGAGCCCCUCAGCCUAGCCCAGACUCAGCAGAGUCCCUGAAAUCCCCGUCCCUGCUGAGCAGGGACACACUGCAGCUCAUCCCCAGGAGGAUGGAUGUGAAGUUGGAGAGCACCAGCGUGGUGCUGUCUAUGAACAGCCAGAAGAGGCACCUCACCUGGAGCCUGAAGCUGCUGCAGUUUCUAUAUCAGCGUGAAGAGGAGCAGAUCCCACUGCGCAACUUCACACCCACCUCAGAUCUGGACCAAAUGAGUGUAGACCUCCAUCUGGAGGAUGGCCUUCUCCUGUCCCAGAGCCGCCAGCGCAUUGUGUGCCUCAACUCCCUGAAGACCAGCGUGCAGGUCACAGCCAUUGACCUCUCAGCUGCUGUGCUACUCAACACCUGCAUCAUCCACUACCGCCACCAAGAGUUUUCGCACUGGCUGGGCCUGUUGACACAGGAACACAGGCAGCAUUCGGCACCUGUCCCCAGCCAAGGGCACAAGGGAAGGAACUAUCCCCAAAUCAUAGCACCCGUCAUACUGAGUGCCUCGCUGUCCAAUGUCAAUGUGUCGGUGCAACUGGGGGAUACUCCACCCUUUGCUUUGGGCUUCAACUCCAUCUCUGCAGACUACCAGCACCUGCGUCCCCAGAGCGUGCACCAGCGAGUCGUGCUGGUUGUGGACCACCUUUGCUGGCGUGUGGGCAAUGACUCGCACAUCCAGCGUGCCCCCCACCCCCCCAACAUGCACGUGUGGGGGGAAGCCCUCAUCCUUGACUCCUUCAACCUGCAGGGCAGCUACAACCAGCCCUUGGGCAUGUCCAGUGCCCAGUCAGACACACUCUUUUUGGACUGCACCAUCCGAGGGCUACAAGUGGAGUCAUCAGACACCUGCACCGAGUGCCUGGCCAGGGUCCUGUCCCUAUUCUGCCCACAGCCCAGUGGAGCUGAGCUUGCUGAGCAACCAUCUUCUGUCCAGAGUGAGCCCUGGAUACUGCUCUGGAAGGUAGAUCUGAAGGUGGAGGAUGUAAAUCUUUUCACACUCUCAGCAGUGGUGGGUGCCCUGGAGCUGCGGCUGGACACGUUGACUGUCCUGGGGAGUGCUGAGAGCUGCACAGUCAGUGCCCAGGGCAUGGUGCUGGCCUUGGUGAAGAGCAUUACGGAGAAGAUGCAGCCAUGCUGCAAAGCUCCCGCCAUCCCCAACCCUGUAGCCAACCUCUCCAUGCUCUCCAUCACCUACCACAGCAGCAUCCGCUCCCUGGAGGUGCAGUGCGGUGAGGGGCUGGCGGUGCUGUGGAGCCCACCUGACCACAUGCACCUGUACCAUCACACUCUGGCCACCCUGCAGUGCCUCGAAGCCUUGAGGAGUGCCCUCAGCCAUGGGACACCUCCCUCCCUAUCCCCAGAGAGCCCAGCGUCCCCUAUGGUCAGCCCUCCUGAGACAUUAGAACUCCUCCAGGCAGACGGGGCUCCUCCCAAAAGACUCCUGUCUCUGUCGCUGGAGCUGAGCUCUGCCAAGGUCACCGCCUUUGUUUCUGAGGCCAACUACAUCAGCCUGGCUGCCGAACGGACCUCUGUGAGCUGGCACGGCGGUGCUCUGCACGGCUACUGCCCUGAGCUGGCAGCCGGCUUUGAUGGACACAGCAUCUUCAGCUUCAAGGAGGUGGAGGUGAAGCUGCUGCCAGAACUGGAGGAGGUCAUCUUGCACCGUUGCGCCUUCCCCACCCUGCACACACUCCGCAACCGCGGCUGGGCUUUCUCCUUCGCCAGCGUGACCAUUGAGUUCCCCUACCAGUACGACUUCUCCCGCACGCUGGACGCGGCCGUGGGUGUGCAGAAAUGGUUGAAGGGUUUGCACCGGCGUGGGCGCCCUGCCAGCACGGCUCUGCCUCCCGACCUCCUGCUCAAAGUGACGCACUUCUCCUGCGUCUUCCUGGACGAUGUCUUCGAGGUCAAGUUACGGGACAAUUACGAGCUGAUGAAGGAUGAGAGCAAAGAAAGUGCCAAGCGUUUGCAGCUGCUGGAUGCCAAAGUGGCUGCGCUGCGCAAACAGCACGGCGAGCUGCUGCCUGCCCGCAAGAUCGAGGAGCUCUAUGCCUCGCUGGAGAAGAAGAACAUUGAGAUCUACAUCCAGCGCUCGCGGCGUCUCUAUGCCAACACACCCAUGCGGAGGGCUCUCCUCACCUGGACCUUGGCCCACCUGGAGCUGGUGGCCAUGGCUGACGAGUCUUUCCACGGCACGGAGCGCGUCGUCGAGCAGAUGAGGGACAUCGACAGCGUCAGCCCGUUCCCCCCCGAGGGGCUGGAGAUGGUCACCCAGUGGUGCCGCAUGAUGAAAGGCAGCGUCAGCAGCUUCUUUGUGCGGAUCCGUGACUACCCACGCUACCUCUUUGAGAUCCGGAACUGGCAGCUCUCAGGGCGGCUGAUCGGAGCUGAGCAGUGUGGCCAGGCCUGCUCCCGGCGCCGCCAGGUCCUGAAGCUGGGGCUGCCCUGGGGAGAUGCGAUGGUGGAGAGGAACAUGCCUCCCCUAAAGUUCUACCACGACUUCCACUCUGAGAUCUCCCAGUUCACCAUUGUGUGGGGGCCCUGCUGGGACCCAGCCUGGACCCUGAUCAGCCAGUGUGUGGAUCUGCUCACCAAGCCCACAGAAGACCCCAGUGCCCCGUUGCCUUGGUGGGACAAGAGCCGCCUUCUUUUCCACGGGGACUGGCACAUGGACAUCGAGCAGGCCAACCUGCACCAGCUGGCCACUGAGGACCCCUACAACACCACGGAGAACAUGCACUGGGAGUGGAGCCACCUCUCCUUCCAUUGGAAGCCUGGACAGUUUGUCUUCAAGGGCAGCCUAGACAUCAAUGUCCGGACAGCUUCCAAAUAUGAUGACUGCUGCUUCCUGCACCUGCCCGACCUGUGCAUGACGCUGGACAUGCAGUGGCUGUGCCACGGGAACCCCCACGACCACCAUGGUGUGGUGCUGCGCUCCCCUGAGUUCCUGCCCGAGGUGCCAGUGGGGCAGCAGUACGACUCCUACCGUGCCUUCCGCUCUGAGAACCUCAACCUCUCCAUCCGGAUGGACCUGACACGGCCCAGUGAGGAGCACUCCCAGCCCCGGAUCCUGCUCUACAGCAGCACGCUCCGCUGGAUGCAGAAUUUCUGGGCCACGUGGACCAGCGUGACGCGUCCUAUCUGCCGUGGGAAGCUCUUCAACAACAUGAAGCCCAGUAAGAAGAAGUUGGGGCAGCAUUACAAGCAGCUGUCUUACACUGCGCUCUUCCCCCAGCUGCAGGCAAGUCUUGGGGAUUGGUUGCUGGUGUUAUUUCCCUCUCUGUCCAGCUCUCAGCACCUGCUGUCUGCUCCCUUACAGGUACAUUACUGGGCCUCCUUUGCCCAGCAGCGGGGGAUCCAGGUGGAGUGCUGCCAGGGGCACAUCUUCACUCGUGGCACGCAGCGGCUGAUCCCACAAGCCGGCACGGUGAUGCGACGCCUCAUUUCUGAGUGGAGCAUCACACAGAUGGUGAGUGAUCUGAGCCAGGUCACUGUGCACCUCAUGGCCUCCACCUGCGACGAGAACGCUGACCACCGUCUGGAUACCCUGGUGAAGAAAACUCACCUGCUGAGCCUGUCUUCCCUCACGUACCAACGGCACAGCAACCGCACAGCUGAGGAGGAGCUGCCCCUGCGGGAUGGGGACGAUGGUUUCCAUACACACCAGCUGCACCUGGUGGACCUGCGAGCAUCCUGGACCACCACAAACCGGGACAUUGCCUUUGGUCUGUAUGAUGGCUACAAGAAAGCGGCUGUGCUCAAGCGCAAUCUGUCCACCGAGGCUCUGAAGGGGUUGAAGAUUGACACACAGCUGCAGGCCAAGAAGCUGAAGCGAGGCCCCCUCUCUGCUCACUCUGUCCCUGCCAAAGUGACUGCUCCCAUCACCAGCGGCCGUCCUGAGAGAGCUUCCUCUGGAGGAGCCUACAUGUUGCAGAAGCUCAUUGAGGAGACAGAUAAGUUUGUGGUCUUCACAGAGGAGGAAUCAGGAGCUAGUGAGCAGCUGUGUGGCAUCGCUGCCUGCCAGACUGAUGACAUCUACAACCGCAACUGCCUCAUUGAGCUGGUCAACUGCCAGAUGGUGCUGCGUGGUGCGGAGACAGAGGGCUGUGUGAUUGUGUCUGCUGCAAAGGCUCAACUGCUGCAGUGCCAGCACCACCCUGCCUGGUAUGGGGACACACUGAAGCAGAAGACAUCUUGGACGUGCUUGCUGGAUGGCAUGCAGUACUUUGCCACAACAGAAAGCAGCCCCACAGAGAGGGAGCAUGGGCAGCUCUGGCUGGAGGUGAAGAAUAUUGAGGAGCAUCGGCAGCGGAGCCUGGACUCAGUGCAGGAGCUGAUGGAGAGUGGGCAGGCAGUGGGUGGCAUGGUCAGCACCACCACAGACUGGAACCAGCCCUCAGAAGCCCAGCAGACCCAGCAGGUGCAGAGGAUCAUCUCUCGCUGCAGCUGCAGGAUGUACUAUAUCAGCUACAGCCAUGACAUUGACCCUGAGCUGGCCACACAGAUAAAGCCCCCCGAGACUCCUGCUAACCAGGAGAAGGAGGAUCUGCUAAAGAAGCAGGAGGGAGCUGUGGACACAUUCACACUCAUCCACCACGACCUGGAGAUCUCCACAAACCCUGCACAGUAUGCAAUGAUCCUUGACAUAGUUAACAACCUGCUGCUGCACGUGGAGCCCAAACGCAAGGAGCACAGUGAGAAGAAGCAGCGGGUGCGCUUCCAGUUGGAAAUCUCCAGCAACCCUGAGGAGCAGCGCAGCAGUAUCCUACACCUGCAGGAAGCUGUGAGGCAGCACGUCGCACAGAUUCGGCAGCUGGAGAAGCAGAUGUACUCCAACGUGAAGUCCCUGCAGGAUGACAGCAAAAACGAGAGCCUGCUCGACCUCAACCACAAGCUACAGCAGCAGCUGAGCCAGGAGAAAGCUGACCUGCAGCUGGAGAGCGAGGAGCUGAACAUCCUGAUCAGGUGCUUCAAGGACUUCCAGCUGCAGCGAGCCAACAAGAUGGAGCUGCGAAAGCAGCCGGAAGACGUGAGCGUGGCACGGCGGACUGAGUUCUACUUUGCCCAGGCACGCUGGCGCCUGACGGAGGAGGAUGGGCAGCUGGGCAUAGCUGAGCUGGAGCUGCAGCGCUUCCUCUACAGCAAGGUCAACAAGUCUGAUGACACUGCUGAGCAUCUGCUGGAGCUGGGCUGGGUCACGAUGAACAACCUCCUGCCCAACGCUGUGUACAAGGUGGUGCUGCGUCCCCAGAGCUCCUGCCAGUCCGGCCGCCAGCUGGCACUGAGGAUCUUCAGCAAAGUCCGGCCGCCUGUGGGAGGCAUCUCCAUCAAGGAGCACUUUGAGGUGAACGUGGUCCCACUCACCAUCCAGCUCACCCACCAGUUCUUCCAUAGGAUGAUGGGUUUCUUCUUCCCUGGACGCAACGUGGAGGAGGAGGAGGUGGGGGAUGAGGAAGACAAGUCCAAGCUGGUGACAACGGGGAUACCUGUGGUGAAGCCACGGCAGCUGAUUGGGGCUGAUGACUCGCUGGGCCCAGGGAAGGGGGUCACUCAGGGACUGAAUCGCACCUCAGGGGUCAGGAGAUCAUUCCGAAAAGCACCCGAGCAUCCCGUGGAUGACAUCGACAAGAUGAAGGAGCGCGCGGCCAUGAACAACUCCUUCAUCUACAUCAAGAUCCCCCAGGUGCCACUGUGUGUCAGCUACAAGGGCGAGAAGAACAGCGUGGACUGGGGUGACCUGAACCUGGUGCUGCCUUGCCUGGAGUACCACAACAAUACCUGGACGUGGCUGGACUUUGCCAUGGCGGUGAAGAGGGACAGCCGCAAAGCCUUGGUGGCACAGGUGAUCAAAGAGAAGCUGCGCCUGAAGCCUGCAGCGGGUGCAGAGACACGGGGGAAGCUGGAGAACAAAUCAGAUGGGACCAUCCAGCAGCAGGAGGAGGACGAGAAGGCACGUCUGCUCAUCGGGCUGAGCGUGGGCGAGAAGAACCCCAGCAAGAAGUCCAUCUUUGGGAGGCGCAAAUGAUGGCAGCACCCGGCAGGCCGGGAAGGGACUGGGGUCCCCUGUGCUCCUCAUAGCAAAGGGGCAGCCCUAUAGCAGUGAGGGGACCACGCUGCUGAUGCCUGAGGCGGGGGGCAACCCCAUUGCUGUGGGGCCUGGAAGCAGCCGUGCUGCGGGGCUGCUUUGUGGAGUGUAGCCCCCCCCCUGUGCCAAAGGUCCUGUAGGUCCUUGCUGCAUGGCUGCUGGCCCCAGGGCCUGGUGAAGCAGCAGGAUCGCUCCAGGCUGGGAGAAAGGGGAACAGGAGAGAGUUUAAAUAAGAGUUUUUAAUUUGGAACA
Molecule: messenger RNA, 7137 nt
Organism: Centrocercus urophasianus (Greater sage-grouse)
Lineage: Eukaryota; Metazoa; Chordata; Aves; Galliformes; Phasianidae
Gene: BLTP2
Product: KIAA0100 ortholog
Exons: 37
Coding region: 4-6825 (2273 amino acids)
Source: RefSeq, a predicted model, not a curated record